Molecule: messenger RNA, 2143 nt
Organism: Oncorhynchus tshawytscha (Chinook salmon)
Lineage: Eukaryota; Metazoa; Chordata; Actinopteri; Salmoniformes; Salmonidae
Product: gap junction delta-2 protein-like
Exons: 2
Coding region: 504-1436 (310 amino acids)
Biological process (GO): cell communication
Cellular component (GO): connexin complex
Source: RefSeq, a predicted model, not a curated record
UUCUGUCACUGUCAUGUGGUUGUCUUACAGGCAACAGCCAUCCCCCGUGAUUUGAGCGUAUAACCAAUUAUUGUUAUUAAAGAUGAAUCUGCUGCAGUAUACUUGGAGAAUAAUGAAACAAACAAAAAAACUGGUGUGUCUUGCCUCUCUCCACCAACCUGUCUGCGCGUGACGCAAGGGUAGUCUACUUAAAGCAGGAUUAGCGCCCUACCAACAUUACACUCAACUGCCCUCCAUUCAAGCACGGCGCGACCUGGCGUCCAGCGCUCGCCAUCGAAAAUAGGAGGGCUUUCUACUAAUCAGCACUCAGACUCGCGCGAGCAAAAGUGCUUGGGUUGUCAAGUGAUCUUUUAGCAGAGGCGCAGAAGGCAGAAGGCAGGAGCGCACGCAGCAGCGGCGCGUUACCAAUGCAUUCUCCAGAUAUUGGAGCAUCCGGAGUGUAAAACAAGGGAAACAAUAGAUUCCACAAGAACGGUGCACGGUGUGCUAUCAUCUCCAAAUGAAUGACAAUGGGGGAGUGGACAAUAUUAGAGCGUCUCUUGGAGGCAGCUGUCCAACAGCACUCUACUAUGAUCGGAAGGAUCCUCCUAACAGUGGUGGUGAUUUUCCGGAUUCUAAUCGUUGCGAUCAUUGGAGAGACCGUCUAUGAUGACGAGCAGUCCAUGUUUGUGUGCAACACCCUGCAGCCCGGCUGUAACCAGGCUUGCUACGACAAGGCGUUCCCAAUUUCCCACAUCAGAUAUUGGGUGUUUCAGAUUAUUCUGGUGUGCACCCCCAGUCUCUGUUUCAUCACCUACUCCGUGCACCAGUCUGCCAAGCAGAAGGAGCGCUUGGAGCGGGGGUAUUCCACCGUGUUCCUCUCCUUGGACAAGCGCCAAGAUUCCAUCAAAAGAGACGACAGCAAAAAGAUCAAAAACACCAUUGUAAAUGGAGUACUUCAGAACACGGAGAACUCCACGAAAGAAGCCGAGCCCGACUGCUUGGAGGUGAAGGACAUCCCAAAUUCGGCCAUGAGAACUAGUGGAAAGUCUAAAAUGAGGAGGCAGGAGGGCAUCUCAAGAUUUUACAUCAUCCAAGUGGUUUUCCGAAACGCUCUAGAGAUAGGGUUCCUGGUGGGUCAAUAUUUUCUGUACGGAUUCAAUGUCCCCGCGGUAUAUGAGUGUGAUCGAUACCCCUGCAUCAAAGAUGUAGAAUGCUACGUUUCAAGACCCACGGAGAAGACUGUGUUUCUGGUCUUCAUGUUUGCGGUCAGUGGCGUCUGUGUGCUUCUGAAUUUGGCUGAACUCAAUCAUCUUGGAUGGAAGAAGAUCAAAGUAGCUGUCAAAGGCGUGCAGGCGAGGAGGAAGUCCAUCUACGAGAUCCGUAACAAAGACAUGCCUAGAAUGAGCAUGCCCAAUUUCGGCCGCACUCAAUCAAGUGACUCUGCCUAUGUGUAGCAUAUUGAGAAGGCCCAAGACAAGCCUCGUGGACACCGGUUGCGUCAAACUGUGUGGGUUCUCGCGGAGGGCCAUUCAUUUCAAAUGGGAGGCAAUCCACACCACUGCGACUCAUCUGCUGGACAAGGUUGUGGUGCGUAGCACUGCGUGCAGUGUGUCGCAUGCGUUGGAUUUUUUCAACUGGUGUAUUGCUUUGCUGUGUGGUACCAGACACAGAAGUAGAUAAACCACCGAAGAAGUUGCAAAUAUGUAGCGUUUUUUUUUUUUUUUUGCAUGCGGCUUAAGUGCGACAGCUGUGCAUUUCAGCACCACUGAACAGAACAAUUGUACAAAGAAUUAAAAUAUAUUUAACAAGAAUGUGGUGUACAUUUUAUCACACCAACUUCGCUUGCGAAGUAGGUGGGGUAGAUCGAUUUUAUUUGUCUUUUACUGACAACUAAAAAACAAACGGACCAAACGUUUGUCAUAUAUUUAUGAGAAGGCACUGAUGCAACGUUUAUAGAUGAUGGUUUAGCCUAUAUUUUGUAAAGCGCUUCUUAGAAGUAUAUAAUGUAUGUGUUGACAUUCACUCUGUCGUUCACUUCAGCUGUUGAACAUGGAGUAAAUACUUGCACUAUAUAUGAAUAAUGAGCCAAAAUAUAUCCAAUUUGUGCUGUGAUGGUGUUUUUACGACAUUCCGCCGGAUUUAAACACCACAUACCAUUAUA